This is a messenger RNA of Penicillium cataractarum, 1767 nucleotides long. RefSeq names its product putative phenol 2-monooxygenase. The transcript is spliced from 5 exons. Bases 1 to 1767 code for a protein of 588 amino acids. Lineage: Eukaryota; Fungi; Ascomycota; Eurotiomycetes; Eurotiales; Aspergillaceae. Gene Ontology annotation, molecular function: FAD binding. The record is from RefSeq and is a predicted model, not a curated record.
AUGGAAAAAGUCGACGUACUCAUCUGCGGCAGCGGUUCAGCCGGACUCUGCGCCGCAACCUGGCUCGCCCGAUACGGCGUACGCUGCAAAGUGCUCGAACGGCGCGACGGGCCCAUGAAAAUGGGCCAAGCGGACGGGGUCCAGUGUCGCACGGUGGAAAUCUUCGAGAGCUUCGGUAUCGGCGAGGAACUGUUGCGAGAGGCGUAUCACGUUCUCGAGGUCAACUUUUGGGCGGAUGAGGGGACUGGGGUUAUCAAGCGGACUGGUCGGACGGCGGAUACGCAGCCGGGUCUGUCGCAUCAGCCGCAUGUUAUCUUGAAUCAGGCGCGGAUUAAUGGGCUGCUUAUUGAGUUGAUGAAGAAGUAUAAUGAUCAGAAGAUUGAUUAUGGGUAUAACGUUACCUCUGUGGAGGUUGAUAGUGCUGUCGCGAAGGAUCCGGAGGCGUACCCGGUUACGGUGACUGCCGAGAAGGAUGGGAAGGUUGAGACGUUUGCUGCGAAGUAUGCGUUGGCCUGCGAUGGCGCCCACAGCAUCGUCCGCAAAGCGCUGGGAUACAAGAUGAUCGGCGACAGCACCGAUGCAGUCUGGGGUGUCAUGGAUAUGAUCCCUCGCACCAACUUCCCUGACUUCCGCAAGAAAUCCACCAUUCGCUCCAAAGCAGGAAAUAUCCUGAUCAUUCCCCGCGAAGGCGACAACAACAACUUGACUCGGUUCUAUAUCGAGCUGGCUCCCGGCACGAAUCCCAAGGACGUCACACUGGAGAACUUGCAGCGCCAGGCACAAGCUAUCCUCCAACCGUAUCAGAUCGAAUUCGUCGAAACGGUUUGGUGGUCCGCCUAUUCAAUCGGUCAACGCCACGCCGAUUUCUUCCACAAGGAUCACCGCGUCUUCCUGGCCGGUGACGCAUGUCACACGCACUCUCCCAAGGCUGGUCAGGGUAUGAACGUCAGUUUGCAGGACGGGUAUAACAUUGGCUGGAAGCUCGGCGAGAUUCUAACCGGGUUGGCGGAUCCUACUCUUCUCGAGACGUAUGUCUUGGAGCGGAAGAAGACUGCUAUCGAUCUUAUUACCUUUGAUCGGUACUUCUCCAAGCUGUUCUCCUCGGGGGCUAACACGUCUCCUGCGGAGUUCCAAGAGGGUUUCAUCAAGUCUGGCAAGUAUACCGCUGGAUUGACGGCCAAAUAUGACGUUUCUCCUAUCACGACUGCCUUGGAGGGCGAGCAACUUGCCUCGAAUGUCGUGGUUGGUAUGCGCCUGCCCAGUGCUCAGGUUGUCCGAUUCUGUGAUUCCAAGCCCUUGCAGUUGAUGAAGGCACUCAAGUCGGAUGGUCGGUGGAGGAUCAUGGCUUUUGUGGGUGAUUUGACUGUUGCAGAGAAUCAGACCAAGUUGAACAAGCUCGGAGACUACCUGUCAUCACCUGAAAGCCCUAUUCACACAUUCACUCCCAAGUCCCAGGAUGUGGACAGUCUGAUCGAGACUAUCGUGAUCGGCCACGGAAAGCGUCACGAUGUCGAGCUGGAGCAGAUUCCAGAAGUAUUCUACCCAGUCGCAGGCAAGAACCAAACCAGAGAUCUCCACAAAAUCUACUACGAUGACGAAAGCCACAACAAGGGUCACGGCCAUGCAUACGAGUACCUGGGCAUCGAUCCGCAACAGGGUGCCCUGAUCAUCGUCCGACCCGAUCAAUAUGUAUCCGCCGUGCUGGGCAUCACCGACUACACCCAAAUCGGUAAAUUCUUCGCAGGAUUCCUGAAACCUCAAGCGUAG